UUCAACCUGUCCGAGAUAAAUAAUUUAGGAUGUAAGUUGCAAGGUGAAUCCGCCGGCCUUAUGAGGAGAGUUAACAUGCCAAAACAAUAGGAUAUGCUUUACACUUUCAACAUUGUGGUUACCAGUCACGGUAGACACAGUGGCUGCUAUCAUCGUCACUGAUAGAGAUGUCUGUUCUGUCAUACUGCCUGGUCAGUUCAACAAAGAUCAGCCGUGUGAUAAGUGCUUCCAUAGGAAAGAGAAGCAGUCCAUUUUUAAUAUGGAAGAAAGAAUUAGCAGCUUUAGGAUCAACUCAUAUUGACAGGCAUGGAGUUUUCACAGUUCCAAAGCGAACUUUGAUCAAAAAGAGACAGUUAAUCGGUAGCUCAGGGAGUUCCCACAUGAAGCCUGAUUAUAAAAAGGACAAAAUAGGACCAGAAUUUGAAUUUAUCUACUGUAGUAGCAAUAUACAACUUUAUUUUUGGUGGACACCCGUGAUAUUUAUACUAAUUAUCUCAGUUUUAGCAUUGUGCGGGAAAAUUGUUGUUGAUAAGUUCUGGUACGGAAAAGAAUUAGAAAACGUUGAAGUCACUCGGAUUAAGUGGAUUGACACCAUAGACCCAAUGGACUCGGCUAUCACUGCAUCACUUUUAAUGUUGGGGAUUCUGAUUAGUGUUCUUCGCUAUCUUGGAACAGUAAUUGUGCGACUGUAUUAUAAUAAGUCAACCAAUGAGUUUGUAGCGGUAAUGUUAAAGUACGGAGUAUAUCGAAAGAAAGUGUAUUUCAAACCGAGUGAUGUAGUAAGGAUAGAAAAGCGUCAGUUGAAGGGCAAUGUGAAGAUCAAGGGGAUACCUGUAACUGUUUCGGAACAAAACUUCACCAGUACCCCUGCCUAUAAUUUAUUCAUGGGUUACAGUGCAUCAAGGCCAAGUGUACUUAAAGACCAACUAGAUAAAGAAGACCUUGCCAAAACAUUGGAAACUAUUAAGGAAGUGAUGGAAAAGCAGCGUAAAGAGGAAUUUUUAGAAAAAUAUAAGGAAAAAAGAAAACAAAGACAGCGGAAAAAUAGAUGAUUUUUUUUUUAAGUACAUGUUUUGCUUUUAUUGAGGAAGAUAUAUAGUCUGGCCUGUGAUGGGACUGUACACAGAGGUCAGUAUCAAACACUUUGGGAGGAAAUAUACCCUCAUCAAUACUUGCUGUAGAUACCACCUGUAUCAAGCAGCCCAUCGCUUCCUUUAAUCAGUCAGUCGGCUGAUUUCCCAAAUUGACACUUUGUUCUAAUUAUUAGCUGACUUCAGCAGCCAUCUGCCUUAAACUACACUGUUUCUCUCCCUUAGUUGAUGGCUUAAUACAGAUUUGAAUGUUAUAAUGUACAAUGUAUGUUGUUUUCCUCCAAAAGAGUUUGAUAUGGACCUUCUGUAGCAGUAUGGGGGUGAGCCUGAGAUGAAAAGAGUUUAAAUUUAGUGAAUGUUAAAGUUUUGAACAAAGAACAAAUGAUUUCUUAUUUAACUGAAAUGCUUGAUUUUUAGCUUGACUAUUUGAUUUUUUUUUUCAAAUAGUAUUUAAGUAAGGCUUUUGUAAUCGCCCUUUCAUCUGUGUCACGAAAGUUAAGGUUAAAGUUUUGCAUGUAAGUAGGUUUCUCAGAAAUUACUUGGUCAAAUGCUUUCAAACUUAAAACUUGUCUUUGGCGUCAUGAGAUGACCUCAUGUGGCAAGUUACAUUAUUACAGCAUUUAUUUUGUCAAAAUUAUGCCUCUUUUCAACAUAGAACAUUUGUGACAGUUUUGCAUGUAAGCAUGUUUCGCAGGAUUCCUGUGGCAGGAAUAACUUAAGCAAAUGUUUUUAUGAUUCUCCACACAUCUUUAGCAUCAUGGGUUGAUCUUACAUGGCAAGUUUCAUAACUCUGGCUUACAUUUAAGCAAAAUUAUGACCCUUUUUCUACCUGGAAAUUUUUGCAAAAGCUUUUGUAUGUAAGCUUGUGUUAGGCAAAGAUUUCAAAUAGUCAAUGCUGAAUAGACUUGUUUUGUUGGACAGUGUCUAAAGAAUACUUAUAAAUUCUCCCUGAACAAAAUCACCACUUUAGAUUUAUUUCAGAUAAUAAUUUUCAAUUCAUUGCAUAUAGAAAUAGAUUAUUAUAACCAUAAAAAUAUUCAUUUAUCAAUAUCAAAGAGAGGAUUUUCUUGCAUACCAGAUGGGGAUUUCCGGUAUUUUUACCGGUGCUGGAAAAAUCCUUCUUGCACACCAGACUGGCGUUUCCAAUGAUUUUACCCAUGUCGGCAAAGCCCAUCUGGCACCCCCUAUGCCAGAUGACUCUCGUGCUGUUAAUGACAACUAGUGGUUGAUGCACUGAUAAUAUAUCAUUUAUGUAAAAAUACGAAACAAAGGAGGCACCUUGAUAGUUUCUCUCCGUACCUUGUAGUAUAUUUCUCGAUUCAAAAUACGUUGGUUUACCAUAAGAAUAUAACGUUACGCUACAAACGAUAAAACUUAAGUGGAACUUUGUUAUUGUGCGCAACGCAAAACCUCAUGACGUUAUUUCUGCUUACGGACGUUAAUUUCCCUUUGUGUUCAUUCUCUACUAUAAGAAAGAGUGCUACAUUAGUAUUUCUACCUGUUAUUUGAAAAAGUACGGUAUGCAAGAAAAAUAAUCUGCCAGAAUUAAAUGCUAACAUGUAUUCGAUAUGCAAGAAAAAAUAUCAGUCAUGUGUUUACAUGACGUUAUUUCUGCUUACGGACGUUAAUUUCCCUUUGUGUUCAUUCUCUACUAUAAGAAAGAGUGCUACAUUAGUAUUUCUACCUGUUAUUUGAAAAAGUACGGUAUGCAAGAAAAAUAAUCUGCCAGAAUUAAAUGCUAACAUGUAUUCGAUAUGCAAGAAAAAAUAUCAGUCAUGUGUUUACGAAUCGGAUAGAAAUAUCCGUCCCUCGGCCACCUGCGCAUGGGCGGUAAUUCGGCAAGCCUCAUUACUGCCCAAUGCGCAGGUGCCCUCGGGACGGCUAUUUCUAUCCGAUUCGUAAACACAUGACAGAUAUUUAUUAGCUCACCUGUCACAUAGUGACAAGGUGAGCUUUUGUGAUCAGUCUUCGUCCGUCGUCUGUGCGUGCGUCCGUCAACAAUUUCUUGUCUGCGUGAUAGUGGUUUCAUUUAUGAUUUUAUUUUAACCAAACUUGCACAUAACUUGUAUCACCAUAAGAUCUCGGUUCCUUUCUUGAACUGGUCAGAUCCCAUUAUGGGUUCCAGAGUUAUGGCCCCUGAAAGGGCCAAAAUUAGCUAUUUUGACCUUGUCUGCACAAUAGCAGCUUUAUUUAUGAUUUGAUUUUAACCAAACUUGCACACAACUUGUAUCACCAUAAGAUCUUGGUUCCUUGUUUGAACUGGCCAGAUUCCUUUAUGGGUUCCAGAGUUAUGGCCCCUGAAAGGGCCAGAAUUAGCUAUUUUGACCUUGUCUGCACUAUAGCAACUUCAUUUAUGAUUUUAUUUUAACCAAACUUGCACACAACUUGUAUCACCAUAAGAUCUUGGUUCCUUUCUUGAACUGGCGAGAUUCCAUUAUGGGUUCCAAAGUUAUGGCCCCUGAUACGGCCAGAAUUAGCUUUUUUGACCUUGUCUGCACAACAGCAGCUUCAUUUAUGAUUUGAAUUUAAGCAAACUUGCAAAAACUUGUGUCACCAUAAGAUCUCGGUUCCUUACUUGAACCGGGUAGAUCCCUCAAUGGGUUCCAGAGUUAUGGCCCCUAAAAGGGCCAAAAUUAGGUAUUUUGACCUUGUCUGCACAAUAGCAGCUUCAUUUAUGAUUUGAUUUUAACCAAACUUACACACAAGAUCACCACAAGAUCUUACUUCCUUUCUUGAACUGGCGAGAUUCCAUCAUGGGUUCCAGAGUUAUGGCCCCUUAAAGGUCCAAAAUUGGCUAUUUUGGCUUUUGCAGCCAUAUAGAGACUUCAUUUAUGGUUUAAAUUUGAUACAAACUUCCAAAAUAUCUUCAACAACAAUAAAUCUUGGAUUCCAUGACAAAUCAGAUCCAAUCAUAGGUUCCAGAGUUAUUUUAUAUCUGAUUACCUCCCCUGAUUGUAAUCAAAAUGGAUUUAUAUCAGUAAGUACUUAUAGGACUUAUUUGAAAUUUCAUUAUUUUUAUUAGUUGGACUGAGACAAUCAGCAUAGAUAACUAUGGACUGGUUUUAUGUCAAAUUACCUCCCUUUAUUUCAAAUUAAAAUGGGUAUAUCUCCAUAACUAAUGAAGAUACUGAUCUGAAAUUUCAUUUAUGUCAACAGAUUUAUUUGGCAGAUCCUUCUUUUGUUCACUUACAAUAUUUUUUUUUUAAUUACUUCCCUUUUACGUUACUAUAAAUAGCUUAUUUUUAGUAACUUUUUUAUUAUUGGCCAUAGGGAAAAACCGAGACCACUUUUUUGUGGUACAACAUGGAUGGUACCUCCAAUUUUUAGGUGUAUUUUGACAUAUCUAUACCUUGUAAUAAUUUUUUUUUCUUUUUGGUUAAAUUUCUUCCCUUUGUUGUUUCUGUUCUUUCGACUUUGAUAUUUUUCUGAGGACCUUCUUUCCUCAAGUGCAAUGAUAACAGGUGAGCAAUAUAGGGCCAUCAUGGCCCUCUUGUUAAUCUUACACCCCAGGGUGUAAGAUGACUCUCAUGCUUUAAAUGACAUAUUAAGAACUACAUAUAUGUAGAAGAUUUAUGUAGUUAUUUAUAUUUAUGUUCCUGAUAGUAUAAAUUUUCUUGAUUCAAAACACGUUAUUUUAUCAAAAAUUCAUAACGUUACACUGCAACUGAUAAAACAAAACCGGAACUAAACAUUGUUAUUUGUCUUUGAAACGUCAUGACGUCUUUCCUGUUUACGGACGUUGCUUUCCCGUGCUUUGUUUAAAUACGCUGCUAUAAGAAAUAGUUCUAAAAAAAAAAGCCAUUUGAUUGAUUUUAUUUUUAUUAUUAUUUCUUGAUAUCGGUAUGCAAGUAAAAGAUUCUGUCACUGAUUAUAGGUGCAGAUGGGAAUAUCCGGCUCUCGGGUAACUGUUUAGGCGGUAACAAGGCUCCAACCGUAACAGUUACCCUCGAGGCUGGAAAUUCCCAUCUGCACCUACAAACCAGUGAAAGAAUCUUAUAUGGUCUUACAUUUGUCUAGAGAUGUUGGAGAACGUUUGAUAGUUAAGCUUCAUUGGACCAGGUACACAAGAUCAGCAACAGUGGCAGAUAUACUUAAGUCAUACUGUACAGAAUAUAUAUCCUAUUUGUUUUGAGUUUAGAAAAUAAAGAUAGAUUUUCA
This is a messenger RNA of Mercenaria mercenaria, 5249 nucleotides long. RefSeq lists its product as uncharacterized. The transcript has 3 exons. NCBI's taxonomy places the organism in Eukaryota, Metazoa, Mollusca, Bivalvia, Venerida, Veneridae. The coding region runs from base 168 to 1052 and encodes 294 amino acids. The record is from RefSeq and is a predicted model, not a curated record.